Messenger RNA from Teleopsis dalmanni, 4597 nucleotides. RefSeq lists its product as uncharacterized. Lineage: Eukaryota; Metazoa; Arthropoda; Insecta; Diptera; Diopsidae. The coding region runs from base 921 to 4187 and encodes 1088 amino acids. The record is from RefSeq and is a predicted model, not a curated record. Gene Ontology annotation, molecular function: protein binding; guanyl-nucleotide exchange factor activity. The transcript has 10 exons. Gene Ontology annotation, cellular component: cytoplasm.
UUAAAAUGUAAAAUUUUUUGGUUAACACUUUUGGUCAGACAAUUACCAUUUAAUGGCAGUUCCAUCAAAAAUAGUGUCGACUUUCUAGUAAAUAACCAAAUCCCAACAUUUUUAUAUAUAAUAUUUUGUAGAAAUCAAGUUAAAAAAGUAUCUGCAAUCGUCAAGUAAACGAAAACCCAAAGAAAACUGUCUAAAAACAGAAAACUUAAAAGAAAAAUAAUUUGCAGCAGCUGGUUUUCAUGCUCGCUUACAUUCACAGGAUAUUUUUUUGGAAGUAAGGAACCUUUUUCUGUUCAAUAAGUUAAAAAUCACAACAGGCUGUCGAGUUGCAAUCACUUUCCAGCUCCUUGUUUGAGUAUUUGUUUACAAGCUGGUAUCUGCUGUUGCCUUCAGAUACUUUAAGAUUUUUACUUUGAGUCUUGUGUCUAUAAAAGAAUCGCAAAGAUAUUGCUUCUGCAUGUAUGCGUAAUAUUUUUGUAAAUUGUUGACGAUUUUUUACUGUGUAUCUUGUGCCCAAUCUCACUCAAAACGGAGUUGUUUACAAUGUCUUACCAAAGUAUCUCACACAAAGUACCUUACUUACCCUAUGUAAACUGUGAACUGUGAAAAGUGUGUAAAGAAAAACUGAACAAAUUCCUACUCAACUCAAAGUGACAACGACAUAAACUUGUGGUGCAACAAACUCGUGCGUAUCUUUGAGUUAGUAGCUACCUAAACAGCGUUCCAUGCGUACGUAUCCUUCGAAACUGUUGUGUUAAUUAUAAUGAAAUUUUAUUUGUUUUUAUUGGCGAAAAUAGACACUCAUUUCGAACCGCGUGUGAAUUUUUAGAAAAAUUUUAGUGUUAAUAAAUUGUGAAAAUUAUUUAACAAUUUUGUGAAUUAUAUAAAAUAUUUUUCGAAUCUGAUUUGGAAUAUUUAUUAUGGUAGCAAAUCGGGAGCGAUCAAUUACACGGCAAUUACGUGCGUUGAGAAUUGCUUUGACAAAUUCCAAAACCGCCAGUUUAUCAAACGCGACUUCAAAUUCAAUUGCAACCGUUAAAACUGUCAAAUCAAUUACAAUUUUACAAUCGAACGCUGCCAUGAAACAGCAAAAAGGUUCAUAUGAAGUUGUUAGCAAAAUGUCAGUGAAACCAAAGACCACUUCAUCAGCACCGGCAUCCAAAACAACAACGCCAACCAAAUCGUUGAAAAAAAUGCACAGAAAUCAACGAUUUCCUAGAACAACGACAACAAAUGAGGGCAUAAAUACCAUUGCCUUACGAAAUGGUAUCACAACGAAUUUAUCACAUCAAAUACGAGCAGUUUCUAGUCCCUGCUUAACUGAUGCUGCAUUAGAGCAACCCAUAAAUUAUGCGCCAAAAAGUUCAAACCACCUAACCGUACCAACAGCUUCCUAUUCUGCGACAACUUCUACAUCUUCAUCGGCAUGUGAUGAUUUGGCAUUGCAAAUAAACGGCACCGGCAACGAUGCAAUUCAACGUAUGCCCACAAGCCAAAGUGUUGGGGUGCUCCAAAAAUUUAAAAGAACUUUAACAAAUUUCAACAAAAGCCAACCACAGCAACUCCCACAACAGGCGCGCCCAACAAAAAUCAGCACAACAACGGCAGCAACAACAACUAGCACACAAAUUCCUGAGGCUGCUCUUCCGAAUGGGCAACCGACGCUUACCACUGAGCUACCAAACAGUGACAUUGUUGAUGGCACAGCAGGCAAGUAUCGUUUCGGUCCGCUUAUUUGGCGUUCGUCGAAGGAGCGACGUAAAACAAAGUACAAUAGACGCGACAAAUGCAACAGCGGCGAUUCCGGCAUACAAAUAGAGUUGGAGAACGAUGAGCAGUUCGCGCGUGCAAUAGCAGCUGCGGGUGGUGGCUGUUCAAGAAAUAAUAAAAUAAAUGGAAUAGAGGAUUCACCAAAGCUACGUGCACUGCGUAGAGCGAAUUCCGCUAAAGCUACCAGUAUGACGGAUCAAACUUCUGCUGCGUUAAAUGCCAAAGCUAAAAUACUAAAAAAGAUGGAAAUCUAUAAUGAACGUGAAGCUCCUGCGUCCUUGCCCACACGUUCCAUAAGCCAACCAAAUGGCUUGGAAACCUUUGGUAUUAACAGAGCAGACUUAGAUGAGAGCGACAGUGAUAGUGUAGCCUCACAUGAUGAUGGUCCCCACAAUUAUCCCAUUUAUGCUGAAGUACUGUACAGUUUCACUGCCACUGGACCACAAGAACUUGGUCUCGAGCGUGGUACACUCAUUGAAGUAUUACGCAAGGAAGUUGGUCCCUGGUGGUUUGGCAGAUUCAAAAAGGACGAUGGUAGACUUGUUGAUGAGAUUUUAGAUAUUGAGUUGGGUUGGUUUCCAAAGGAGUUUGUACGCAUCAUACAAUACCCUGACACAGAUGCUUUCUUUAUGCAACAUUUGGCGCAAAUCCAGCAAAGCGCCAUUUUACCAACAUCUGCUACAAGACUAACAACAAGAAUGCCAAUGCCCACUUCAGUGCCUGCAACCAAAUCACAUAGCGCAGAAAUCAUUGCUGAUAGCGCAAACAACGUUGAUAUGAAUAACAUAACCACAAUCGUCAUCGAAUCUCCUCCAUACACGGCAACUGCAAAUGUGAAUGUGAAUGGAGGAGAAUGCAAUGCACUAGCGCCGUCACGUAGUUUAAAUGUCAUUAUGGAUGGCGGUGAUAUCUUGCGACGCAGUGCUGUUAAAGAACUUUUGGACACAGAAGCAAACUAUGUGAAACUUUUGGCUUCUAUAUGCGAGGGUUACUUACCGGCUAUGAGCAAACGUAUUGAUAUUUUUUCGCCUAACAGCAUUCGACUGAUAUUUUCGAAUAUAACUGCAAUUUACAAAUUCCAAAGAAGAUUUCUGGAGGCUCUACGUAAGGGAAUCGAACAGAAUCAAGUCGCCAAAGUGUUUCUAAAAAUGCACAAAGGGUUUCUUUGUUACUCAACCUAUUGUAAUGCAUAUCCCCGUGCUCUUAUUGAAUUGGAAACCUAUGAUCGUGUUAAAGAUGCGAGGAUUAUAUUAGACAACUGUCGAGAAUCGGAAAACCUUGCUGAAUUACCGCUUUCCGCACAUCUACUGGCACCUGUUCAACGCAUAUGUCGUUACCCCUUGCAUUUAGCGGAAAUUUUGAAAACAGCAACAAAACAUACAACUGAAGCAAGGACAUAUGAUCUAGGUAAAUUAGAGCAAUUAGAUGCUAGUCAAUUGGAUAUACACGAUACAAAAGAAACUAUAGAUAUGGCAUUGGAAGCUAUGAAAAGCAUAACAGAAGCUGUUAAUGAAGGCAAACGACAUAGUGAAACCAUUGCGCGACAUCAAGCCAGUUUUCAAAAUUUUAAAGGUCCUCCACUACAUUUGCAUAGCACACGUUUCUUUUUACAAAUCGAUGCUACACGCCAAAAACAGAAUCUCUGGAACAGCAGUUGUACGCUCUUUCUAUUCGACAACCAAUUGGUUUAUUGUAAACGCGAUCUAAUAAAACGUAGUCAAUUCAUCUACAAGGGACGCAUAUUUCUUGAUCGCUGUCGUGUAGUGAAUGUACGUGAUGGCAAAAUGUUUGGUCACACCAUUAAAAACUCAUUGCGCAUCUACUGUGAGUCACUCGAUAAAUGGUACGAUUUUAGUUUUCGUUCAGCUAAUCGUAAACAUCGUUUCCUUAAUACGCUGGCACUGGAACGGCAAUUUGGUGGUAAAGCUCUGUAUGUCUCUGAAAUGACAGGCUUUGAAUAUAAUUACGAAGAGCGUGACUAUUCUGAUCAAUCAGAUUAUGAAAUGCCAGAAAGCGAGAGUGGUUUACCUAGCAUACGUGUACGUGAAUAUAUUUACGAUGUGAAUACAAUUGGCACUACAUCAGCGACAAGUGGCGAAAGCUCAGUACCCGAAUCGCCAGCAAAAUCCGCACCAAAAUUCAGCAGUGAUACUUUACCUAAAAAGUCAACACAGCAACGUGAUAGUAAUGCAAGCAAUGAAUAUCAGACCGGUUCAUUAGGACGCAGACGUUUGGGUAAUUGGUUUCGUAAGCCAAAAAGUAGCAAUAGCACACCAAAUCAUUCUCCCACUCAUAAGCCAGCCGUAACGCUGUCACAAUCUGCUGAAUUGCAUACAGCAACAACAGAUACAAGUGAGCUAAAUCUUGUACUAGCAGCUGAACAUAAUACAGACUUGUCUAGUGGCUCAACUGUUUAAAUCUUAAGAAAUACUUAAUUGUUCUGUAGUUAUGGGGUAUUAAAAGUAAUUUAAUAUUAUAAAAUUUUUAAAAAAGUUGUUGUUUAUUAGGCAUUAUAGGUGUAUGAAUCUCUUUCCUUUUAUAUAUAUAUAUAUACAUUUAUAUAAAGUAAAUAGUAGUACUGCUCUAUGUGCUGAAGUCACUUUACUACUGCUUCCCCACUGUUUAAGGUGUCAAUUAAGUGUUUUUUAUAUAAGUAUAUUUUACUUACUUAUUAAAAGUCUCGAUCUGAAAGGAUAUUUAAGUGUCAUUAGUCAAAAAAAAGUCAUAUCUUAUUAUGUGUAUACAAUAUUUAAACGAAGUUAUAAACUGUAAACGAAUAAAAACGAAAUUAUUAAUUUUAUAUUUUAGUUGAGAAGCAAAAAACAAA